AUGGAGAAAGAGAUUUACAGAGACUGCCAGAGAAACCAUGCAUGCUCACUUGGCGGCUACGUGAUCGACGGUUGCACCGAGUUCAUCCAAGGUAACAGCAUCAGCAGUACCCAUUGUGAAGCCUGCGGCUGCCAUCGAAACUACCAUAGGAAAGUCCUUGUAAUAGACUUGGAAAAAUCUACCGAUGGCAAACCCUUUAUGAACCUGAGAGAGGCGAAGAGGAUGGCCCGGCAGCGCGGUGUUGUUGUCCCGCCACCACCGUCUACUUCGGACGAAGUGAAGGUGAAGCAGAGGAAAUCGAAGUUCAGUCCGGAACAGAAAGAGGCAAUGAGAGAAUUCGCGGAGAGCCUUGGGUGGAGCAUGCGGAACAAAAGUAGACACGAGGAGAUCAACGGGUUCUGCGAGCGGAUCGGUGUUAGCAGGCUAACGUUCAAGACGUGGUUGAACAAUAACAAGAAGUGUUACCUCAAAGGAACGGCAACUGCCGCAUGUGAAGCUGAGAAUUCUGCUCCCUGA
Messenger RNA from Hibiscus syriacus, 516 nucleotides. RefSeq names its product zinc-finger homeodomain protein 14-like. Bases 1 to 516 code for a protein of 171 amino acids. Gene Ontology annotation, biological process: regulation of developmental process; regulation of DNA-templated transcription. Gene Ontology annotation, cellular component: nucleus. Lineage: Eukaryota; Viridiplantae; Streptophyta; Magnoliopsida; Malvales; Malvaceae. The transcript has a single exon. Gene Ontology annotation, molecular function: transcription cis-regulatory region binding; DNA-binding transcription factor activity. The record is from RefSeq and is a predicted model, not a curated record.